Molecule: messenger RNA, 2168 nt
Organism: Ahaetulla prasina
Lineage: Eukaryota; Metazoa; Chordata; Lepidosauria; Squamata; Colubridae
Gene: VGLL2
Product: vestigial like family member 2
Exons: 4
Coding region: 229-1170 (313 amino acids)
Biological process (GO): regulation of transcription by RNA polymerase II
Cellular component (GO): nucleus
Source: RefSeq, a predicted model, not a curated record
UUUAAAUGCCUCUCGACGGGCGCCCGCCGCGCCUUUGGGUCCUGAGCUGGUGGGCUGGCGCGGGCGCGUCCCAGGAGGGAGAGCAAAGCCCGCGUCUUCCCAGGGCGACUUCACCUCUUCCUAGUGGCCGAGGGGCUCGGCUGCUUCCCGGGCAGCCCCAUGAAGAAGCCGCCCCUUGGCUUGGCCUCCUAGCCCGCUUUGCGGCGCCAGCCCCAGCCGCCUUUCGCCAUGAGCUGUCUGGAUGUUAUGUACCAAGUCUACGGUCCUCCUCAGCCUUACUUCGCAGCAGCUUACAGUCCUUACCACCAGAAAUUAGCCUUUUACUCGAAGAUGCAGGAAGCCGCCGAGAGCGCCAGCACCAGCGGCAGCAGCAGCUCUUCCUUCUCCAACCACGCCGCCCCGGCCAGCAUCAAAGAGGAGGAGUGCAGCCCGGAGAAAGAGCGCCCCCCAGAGGCCGAGUACAUCAACGCCAGGUGUGUCUUGUUCACCUACUUCCAAGGGGACAUCAGCGCCGUGGUGGACGAACACUUCAGCCGAGCCCUCAGCCAGCCCAGCAGCUACUCGCCCAGUACCGCGAGCCUCAAGGCCGUCGCAAGGAGCUCCGCCGCUUGGAGAGAGGGAUCUUUUCCUAUGAGCCAGCGUAGUUUCCCACCUUCCUUCUGGAACAGCACUUACCAACCUUCUUCUGUGCCUGCCUCUUUGGGCAGCCCAUUGGCAGCUACUGCCCACAGUGAACUCCCUUUUGCUACAGCGGACCCUUAUUCUCCAGGCUCACUGCACAGCCACCUUCAUCAGGGGCCCCCGGAACCUUGGCACCCAGCUCACCAUCAUCAUCACCAUCACCAUCACCACCCAUACAUCGGUGCACAGAGUUCUGCUUACCCUCGGCCCACCACAGUGCACGAGGUCUACAGCCCACACUUUGACCCUCGCUACGGUUCGCUGCUGGUGCCUGCUGCUUCUGUGCGUCCCCACCGUCUCACUCCUGCCUCGGUGCCCACACCAGUCAGCCCUCAGUGUGAGCUAGGCAAGAAUGAGCCUGCCACAUCAUCAUGGACAACACCAGCUCCUUUUGCUGGUCCUGCGGGAGAGAUGGCACAGAGCUUAGGGCUGAAUGUAGAGACAGGUUUGCAACCUCAGGAUAAAAGCAAAGAUCUCUACUGGUUUUAGAUUCCACCAUUACUUCUCCUCUAGUCAGACUUUUGCCUAUGUAGGAAUGGGGACAGAGCCAAAGUCAAGUCAAUUUGUAACAGCUUCUGAUCUUGGUUUUCAGCUCAUCAUUAUUCCUACUGUGCUGGAUCGCUCCUGAGCUGAGCUGCUGGUUAUAACCCUCCCUUCCUACACACAAUUGCCAGUUUCAUUCUUUGCCUCAUGGUUCUGAUACCAGCAUCUCACAUCGAGACAAGAAAAGCGGAAUGGCAAAGGAGGCUAAAAAGCUUCUUCAGUUUGGCAUUUCUUCUCCUAAAAUGGCAAAAUUGAACACAACAGCUUCACAUUCAGAAGAACUGAGUAAAAUGAAUGAGGAUGUGAAAAACAUUGACUUUAGGAAGCUGAAAGGUUUGUUAAUAUUAGUGAGGACAUAAAUCAUACUUAUCAUUUGGCAUUUAAAAAAAACUGGAAGCAGCAUGGAAGAUAUUUAGGCAUUGUGAAUGAAGCAGAGUAAUUCUAAACUCUUAAAUACAUUUGGAACAUAUAUAUUUUUUUUAUAAAAGGAUGGAUCUUUCUGACUUCAGCGUGGUGAUGAGUGGCAAGUGACUAGUGGGGCCACCUGCCUCCAGGCUUACACAAAUGCAGCUGUUCAAGAGACAACUGUUGCAACUCCAAGAACUUGACAAUCAAGGUGGCACUUCUCCGAGUUUGGCACAAAAAUUGCAUAGGAUAAUACUUAUAUACAUAGUUGUAUAUAUAAGGUUUUUUUAUACAAAAAACAUUGAUGAUGAUAUAAAAUAUCCUUUAAAAAAAACUCUUCCAGCUUUCAGGAGAAACAACUGGAGUGAGUGGGAGGGGAGGGCUAAUGGGGUAGACAAAAGACUUCAUUUAAUUGAAUGUUCCCUUAUGACUUUUUGUAGCAACCAGGAGACGGUCUCGCCUCUCUCUUGUUUUGAAAAGGGUAUACAGUAUAAGAAGUGUUUAUUUGUAGGGAAAAUAAUUAAAAAUGUCUCCUUUAA